Molecule: messenger RNA, 2765 nt
Organism: Oryzias melastigma (Indian medaka)
Lineage: Eukaryota; Metazoa; Chordata; Actinopteri; Beloniformes; Adrianichthyidae
Product: olfactory receptor 24-like
Exons: 1
Coding region: 1821-2765 (314 amino acids)
Biological process (GO): G protein-coupled receptor signaling pathway
Cellular component (GO): membrane
Molecular function (GO): olfactory receptor activity; G protein-coupled receptor activity
Source: RefSeq, a predicted model, not a curated record
AAAUAAUAAUGAAACAAACCAUUAAAACCAAAAACAAAACCACAAACCUUGCUGCCUUGCUCAGCACCAUGCCUUUCUGCUUUGGUGAGCUCUCCUCUGUCUUAAAAAUACCUGGCAGGUGCUGAUUAAGACUAGGUCCUGGUGCAGCAGCAGGACAUAACACCUCCAUCCAUAAAAAAACGAGCCAGGAGCAAGCUGCGUAACAGUGAGAUUCAUUGGGAGAAGGGGUUGGCGACCAUGAGCUCAUAAGGUGAGAAUCCAGUCACAUCAUUUUUAUUAUUAGUUAUAAGUUGUCAGGAGUCAUAGCUCUGACUCCCCCUCUGGUCACCAGUGGGAACAGUCACCAGAGUGCUGACUGAACUUCAUCUCCCAGCAGCCCCAGCCCUCAGUUCCUGGUUCCUGCUCAGCUGUCUCCAAUCAAAUAAUCACCCACCUGCUUCUUAAGCAGCACACAGAGCCACACUCAGUGCAAAGUAUUGUUUGUGCAUUACUGAGCUUUUCUACCUGGACCUGAUCUUCUGUCUCUGACCCUGCGUCAUCUCUGCUUGCCCUGACCCUCACCUGGACCCUUAUCACUCUGCUGUCUUCUUGGAUUAUCCCAUGCUUGUGAUUGACAUCUACCUGCCUGACCCUGAUUUCAUUUUGUGGGCUUUUAGCUCUGCUUAGUUCUGAACUGAUAAACCUGCUGCACGUGGACCCAGCUGUCUGCCCAAGUGUGGAUGAGAGGAUUGAUGAUGUCCUUCAAAUGGUACAUUUCCUGCUCCGAGAGUGCACCCAGCAUGUCCAACAGAGUAAGGUUAAACCGUUUGAUGGGGUUGCCUUUCGGAUGGUAGGGUGUUGUUCUGAUUUUGUGAAUGCAUGCAAGGCUAUAGAGUUCUCCAAUUGUUUCAGAGUCAAUGCCUUGGUCUCUGGGCAGUUUUGAGGCAAUUCUGUGUCUGUUCUGCACAAAUAAGUCAUUCCAUAAACUCUUUGACACAGUGCAGGCUUUUGGACUUGGUGUUGGUACAGCUGCAGCAUAUUUGGUGAAGUUACCUGUUAUAAUACAGGCACGUUUUUGACAAAGCAGAGAGCCAUCGAUAGCUGUGGGGUUGAGUUUGGCUGAUUUCAAGAUGUAGGUUAGAGGUUAGUGCAUGACCAUAUGGCUACUGGUAUACAUGUAUCCCUCUGUGUAACAGGCAAAUUGAUGUUUUAAAUACUUUUAUUGCUAUCAUUAAUAUUUUUUAUGGUUGUUCCAUUCUAACAUCAUUUUUUAAUGUGUGACUUUAUUACUAAGUAUUUUUAGAUCUUGCAGCAUGUUUAACAAUCUAGCACUGUUUAAAUAUGCUAUAGAGAUCUAGUUGUGACUGACAUAAAGAUUCUUUGUAUACUUUUUUAAAAACCUGAAUACCAGGAAAAGGAAUAUAAUUACAAAUUUAAUAAAGACAAAAAUUAUAUAAAAAAAAUUUUAUUGUAGUUUAUUUAAUGGGGAACAAAUGAAGGCUUACGUAUUCCAACAGCAGGUUACUCAGUGAUCUCACACCUUUAAGUCCCAAGUGCCAAUUGUGUCUCUGUAUAAAAAAAAAAAACCUUUUCAAAGUGAGUCAGACAGUGUUGGUGUGACAGCAAACUGCCACAGGCGAGAACCCACAGGUGCCCUCUGACUUGAGGUUUUUUUUGUUUGUUUGUUUUAUGAUUACAAACACUCUACAGAUUUUUUUUAUUGUUUUUUUUUUUUAUUUCUCCACAGGAACCUGAUUAUUGUUGAAUAAACUUUUGUUUCAGGUAAAGAUUACUCAUCUGUAGCCACUUGAAGCCAUUUUUUUCUAAGAAGAAGAGACUGCAUGAUCAUGCUGUCAAACUCUUCACCAGUGGACAUAUUGUCAUUGUCAUCUCUGGAAAUUCAAUCUAAAUAUAUUUAUCCAUCAUUUAUAUUUGGAACUCUUCUUUAUCUGAUUAUUGUCUUUUUCAAUCUGCUGGUAUUGCUAACUAUCCUUGUGAGUAAAAAGCUCCACAAACCCAUGUUUAUUCUGCUGUUAAAUCUGCCCAUCAGUGACAUUUUGGGUUCAACGGCCCUUUUCCCUCACCUUCUUUUCAGCAUCAUCACUGAGAACAGACACAUUCCUACCAAGGCGUGCCUCACGCAGGCUCUUUUCAUUCAUAUCUACGGCACAGGAAACUUGAUGAUUCUGAGUGCGAUGGCGUUUGACAGAUAUGUGGCUAUAUGUCGUCCUUUAAACUAUCAUUCAAUACUGACAUCCAAGAAUGUAAUUAGAAUUAUUGUUUUGGUAUGGUUUAUCAAUGUGUCAAUGAUAUUCACCUUGUUCCUUGCAUUUAUGCAGUCAAAUAUUUGCAGGACGGAAGUUGUAGAUUUGUUUUGUAACUAUCCAUCAGUGCUGAAAGUCAUUUGCGAUGAUUUGACCUGGAACAACUAUUAUGGGAUAUUUAAUAGUAUGAUAAUAUUAGGAUGUCCAUUGAUGAUUAUAUUGUACACCUAUGUACAGAUUUUGGUCACGUGUAUAAAGACAAAUAACCCAGAUUGCAGGAGAAAGGCCCUUCAAACGUGCUGUACACAUGUGCUUGUUUUUCUUGUGUUGCAGAUCAACACAAACGCUACAUACAUCCUUCAUCGAAGUCAAAGUAGACUAACAGUUCUGAGAAGAGCCUUUGGACUUUCUGUUGUCAUUUUCCCUCCCUUUUUGGACCCUUUAAUUUAUGGACUGAAUGCUAGAGAAUUGAGACAAUGUAUAGUAAUGUUUCUGAGAAGAAAUGUGGGUUCUACAAAGUAG